This is a messenger RNA of Striga hermonthica, 1038 nucleotides long. NCBI's taxonomy places the organism in Eukaryota, Viridiplantae, Streptophyta, Magnoliopsida, Lamiales, Orobanchaceae. The record is from the annotation of a GenBank genome assembly.
AUGGAAGCUUUACUCUGUAGAAAUCUGGGCGACCCGACAGCACCGCCGGACGGCGCGUCGGAGUCGGCCUUGACAGUUUCCACGACUCACCCGAUCCCCCAACUCAAGACGCCGACGGCGGUCCGAAUCAGAGUCAGAGCGACCAGCUUGAACUUCGCGAAUUACCUCCAGAUCCUCGGCAAGUACCAAGAGAAGCCGACGCUACCCUUCAUCCCUGGAUCCGAUUACUCCGGCACCGUCGACUCCGUGGGCCCUGGAGUUACCAGAUUCAAGGUUGGGGAUCCGGUUUGCUCCUUCGCCGCCACUGGAUCAUUCGCCCAAUUUAUGGUCGCUGAUGAAUCCGAGCUGUUUCUAGUGCCUGAAGGAUGCGACCUGGUUGCAGCUGGUGGACUUCCAGUUGCAUACGGCACGUCACAUGUCGGUCUUGUUCAUAGAGCAAAACUGCAGGCUGGUCAGGUGUUGCUGGUUCUUGGUGCAGCUGGUGGAGUUGGAGUUUCUGCUGUUCAAAUUGGCAAGGUCUGUGGUGCCGUUGUUAUUGCUGUUGCUAGGGGAGUUGAGAAGGUGCAAUUUCUGAAGUCGUUGGGUGUGGAUCACAUUGUGGAUGUGAGCAAUGAGAACAUCACUGAAAGUGUUAACGGGUUUCUGAAAUCCAAAAGGUUGAAAGGAGUUGACGUUUUGUAUGAUCCAGUUGGUGGCAAGCUUACGAAAGAGGCGCUCAAGUUGUUGAAUUGGGGAGCACAAAUCUUGGUUAUAGGGUUUGCAAGUGGAGAAAUGCCUGUAAUCCCACCUAAUAUUGCUCUAGUUAAGAACUGGACAGUUCAUGGACUAUACUGGGGAAGUUACAAAAUACAUCAGCCGCAUGUUCUAAGAAAUUCACUGAAGGAACUGCUAUCUUGGUUGGCGAGUGGCUUAAUCACCGUCAAGGUUUCCCAUACUUUUAAUCUAUAUGAGUCGAAUCUUGCUUUUAUGGCGCUCAAGGAUCGAAAAGCAAUCGGAAAGGUUUUGAUUGUCUUCAAUGAUAUAAGAACAAAGCUUUAA